AUGGUGAGACCGACCGGUUCAGUCAUAAACGCGAAUCCCACCGCAACAACAUUCGGCCUUCGGUGCCCAAGAAACCACGAGAAGAUCCACUGUGGCCAGAACUAUACCAACACCUUCGUGGUCGGGCCAUGGGCCAGUACAGUCGUUCCAGAAGGUCUACCUUCCACUGGAACGUUUCGAUGGCAUUGGGGGUCGGAGAGUGAGGAAUUGUCGUAUGAGUGUCUCAUGAGCUCUGGCAUACGUAAGACUUGUACUGGCCUUCAAGUAACACUAGGCAUUGCGAGAUCGCAUACAGAGAGGGAGUGGACGAGCCAUAGCUGGACUGUGACUGAGACGGAGGGCAUGCUGGAUACCGUUCAGUUGCCAAUCGUCCUCACCUCGGGCCUGGAGCAGCUGGGGACUGAUGUUCAAGCUACACCUACAGAGGACGCCAGUGAGGUCUCUGCCCCACGACGGAAAGCCGCGACUGAAACCUUCCCACCAGUCACUCCGACCUUGUUCAUUUACGACGCCGAAGAGUACAUGAUACACACUCCAACGGGUUCGGUUAUAAGCGUUAAUCCUACAGCGACGACCAUCGAAUUGGGAUGUCCCGUCCAAUCCGAUUGUCCAUUUGUAUACAGCAACACCUUUGUCGUCGGACCAUGGGCUAGUACUGUCGUUCCAGAAGGCUCAGCAUCGACAGGCACAUUUCACUUUUAUCUUGCUAAUAGCUACUGGGGGACAGCUCUGUCUGUGGAGUGUCUUAUGAGUAGCGGCAUGCCUCAGACAUGCACGAGCUUAGUCACAGAGAUGCAACCCAGGACUAGGAUGGAUGAAGAUAUUUACGGAGGCCCAGUCACUGAAACCGCGGCGAAUAUGUAUCCAGACAAGACGUUGGCAACGCGAUUUACGUACAUGUCAAUUGUAAUCACUGCUGGUCAGGAGCUACUUGGGAAAGCUACAGCAACUUCAACUGAUACAUCGUCACCGGAGGAAACGAAUGUGGCUGGAUCGAAUGCUGUUUGUGUUGCGGGCGUUGUGGCCAUGGCUUUGAUUGCUUCUCUUAUCAUGAACUAG
This is a messenger RNA of Fusarium mangiferae, 1059 nucleotides long. RefSeq lists its product as uncharacterized. NCBI's taxonomy places the organism in Eukaryota, Fungi, Ascomycota, Sordariomycetes, Hypocreales, Nectriaceae. Bases 1 to 1059 code for a protein of 352 amino acids. The record is from RefSeq and is a predicted model, not a curated record. The transcript has a single exon.